AUGGCAAAAAAUAAGAGUCUGAGCCGGCAAAAGGCAGAAAUAAAGGCGCUAGAAUCUAUGGUGGAACACUUAACAGCUUUCGCAAAAACCAAGGCAGUCAUUUUCAAAAGAGCACAUGAACUUUCUAUUACGACGGGGGCCGAAGUUGGUCUUCUUAUCUUCUCCCCAAGUGGAAAACCAUAUACUUAUGGAUCCCCUCAUAAUUUUAAUGCUAUAGCUGAUAGGUUUCUAAAACAGAAACUAUAUGAUAGUGAAAAUCAUUAUUCUGAUGUAGUUGAAUCUAAUUCCAAUAAGGAAUUUGAAAGGUUGAUGAUACAGAAGGAAAAACUGGAGAAACUUUUGGAUAUCAUUCAAGAAAUCCAGAAUCGUAGCACAACGGGCAAUUCUAUUGCUCUUCAUCCAUCUUCAUCUGAAGAACAUUGUGUGAUGAAUGAUUUGACUGUUGUUGGUGACCUUGACGACGAGGAAACCUCUGCAGCUGAUUAA
Molecule: messenger RNA, 486 nt
Organism: Nicotiana attenuata
Lineage: Eukaryota; Viridiplantae; Streptophyta; Magnoliopsida; Solanales; Solanaceae
Product: agamous-like MADS-box protein AGL29
Exons: 1
Coding region: 1-486 (161 amino acids)
Biological process (GO): regulation of transcription by RNA polymerase II
Molecular function (GO): DNA-binding transcription factor activity, RNA polymerase II-specific; RNA polymerase II cis-regulatory region sequence-specific DNA binding; protein dimerization activity
Source: RefSeq, a predicted model, not a curated record